AGUGUGGAUGGAGCAUCACAGCCGGGAUGGACAUCUCCGUUUUACCUAACAACAACCACCCGGAGAAGUUCCUCCAGCUGGACGUGGGGAUGCUGCCGGCCACGCACGGCAUGUUCCAGGUCGGGGCAAUUAUAUCCAGUCAGAGACACUGGCAGAACAGAGUCUACUCCCAGAGGGAUCGAAGGGUAAAGACUGCAAGCUGGUCUCCUCCGUCCCCAGAGGGCACUCCUGUGGUGUUUGAGGACAGAUACCUGGAGAGACACAUCACACCAGUCACUCUGAAGUCAAACAUUAAAAGAAACCCUCUGUUCAUGGACAUAAGAUCGAUGGAAGUAGUGGACAUCAAGAAGCCCACGCCUUCCUGGACUGUCAAGGAGUAUGACACGCAAACAAUCCACGGAAACCUUGCAGAUUAUUUAAAGAAAACUCCUAAAGAUCUGGACUUCUGGCUGGAGGAUCUCUACACACCAGGAUUUGACUCUUUACUGAAGAAGAAAGAAGCAGAACACAAAAGAAAAAAACUUUGUAAAAUUCUUUCUUUAAUCAUUUUGUGUGUUUGUGCAGUACUUAUUGUGAUUGUAGUGCCAAUUGUGGUUUUACAGAAGAAAAACUGAUUGACGAGGACAUUGCCAUUUUAUAGUGCAACUUUUAGGACCUCUUUGUAAGUGCUGGUAAUAUAUUGUCCUGUUCUCAGUCAUAAUGGAAAUGUUUUUGCUACCCAGCUGCCCACUGGGGACUGUAAAUAUCCACAGCAAAUUCUAUGGUAACCUGGCAAGCAGUUGCUGAAAUAUCUAGCUCUGUACCAACAUGUUGGAAGUACAGACCGAUGACCGGAGAAAAAAAGUUGCCGUUGAGGACUGCUUAGACUUUAAAGAAACAUUUCUUUCCACCGUGAAAUUUGACUCGUUAACACUGACCCCAACAUCAGUGAAUCCAGAGGCUGUAUUAAACAUGGACAUAGCAUCCAUAAUGUAACCAGUAGGUUUUUCUAAAGGGAUGCCCUAGAGCUUGGAUCUGGCUUUACUGCUUACUAGGCCAGAAAAUCUACAUUUUGAACAUAAGAGGAUGGAGCCUAGUUGGAAGGAUGGAAAAAGCAGCAACCACCAUGACUGCAAAAAAAAUCACAGUGCAGCAAAUAUGCUCCUGUAAAUCAUUUGAAAGAUGAUGUAACCACACAAGAGUUCCCAGUGGCUUCACACAGCAGCUUCACACCAACUGAAAGUCUAGUUUUUGCUGACCUCCAGUGGUUUAACUUCUCACCAUGCUGCAGUGAUGUAGUCUAGGGUGUGUCAGUACAUCGUGAUAUACAUAUAUACCCUUCAUACAUAGUACCCUUCAAGUAUAUUUCCCUGUUUCACCUAAUAUCAAUGUACUAGUAGUAUACUUGUAAGUGUACUAAUUCAAUACUUCUUUCUAGAUUUGAAGAAAAAUGUUCGAAAGAUAUAUUGUUAAAAUCAAAAUUAUGAACAUAUAUAGUCAAAUCAAGCACAAUUAUGGCACUGAAUCUUAUGUUCUAACAAACUUAUCAAGGAGUCAAAGGUCUUUAGUUGCACAGUUAAGAACAGGUAUCCUUACUAUGGCCUCUCCUCCUGGUUAGGAGAAGUUGAAAAUGAAUCACAUUUUCUUUUGUAUUGUAUGAUGAGUUACAAGUUUCUAUUAUAAAUGAAAUGUCUGUUCAAAAUCCCGAAAUGUUUUGGUGCUCGGAUGAUGACGAAAUGGAGUGGCUAUUUAAUUGAAACGCUUAUAUUGUUGGCUACUCAUAUUUGUUGCACUCUAUAAGAACAUGCUUGA
Molecule: messenger RNA, 1791 nt
Organism: Sebastes umbrosus (honeycomb rockfish)
Lineage: Eukaryota; Metazoa; Chordata; Actinopteri; Perciformes; Sebastidae
Product: major intrinsically disordered NOTCH2-binding receptor 1-like homolog
Exons: 3
Coding region: 27-614 (195 amino acids)
Source: RefSeq, a predicted model, not a curated record